This is a messenger RNA of Suricata suricatta (meerkat), 2963 nucleotides long. RefSeq names its product tripartite motif containing 55 (gene TRIM55). The record is from RefSeq and is a predicted model, not a curated record. Gene Ontology annotation, molecular function: zinc ion binding. Bases 145 to 1794 code for a protein of 549 amino acids. NCBI's taxonomy places the organism in Eukaryota, Metazoa, Chordata, Mammalia, Carnivora, Herpestidae. The transcript has 10 exons.
AACCUGGGCCUGAAACAAUGUCUUCCACCGAAAAAAACAUAAAGGACACUUGAUCACCCAAUCCUUGGAAUUAUUUCCAGGAAACACUUGCAGAAACCAUUUGGAGCACACUUUCCCUGGCAGUGCACAAGGGACGGCCAGGAGAUGAGCGCAUCUUUGAAUUAUAAGUCUUUUUCCAAAGAGCAGCAGACCAUGGAUAACUUGGAGAAGCAACUCAUCUGUCCUAUCUGCUUAGAGAUGUUCACGAAACCCGUGGUCAUUCUCCCCUGUCAGCAUAACCUGUGUAGGAAAUGUGCCAGUGAUAUUUUCCAGGCCUCUAACCCGUAUUUGCCCACGAGAGGAGGCACCACCGUGGCAUCAGGGGGCCGGUUUCGCUGCCCAUCCUGUAGACACGAAGUGGUUCUGGACAGACAUGGGAUAUACGGCCUUCAGAGGAACCUGCUGGUGGAAAAUAUCAUUGACAUCUACAAGCAGGAGUCCACCAGACCAGAAAAGAAGUCUGACCAGCCCAUGUGUGAGGAGCACGAAGAGGAACGCAUCAAUAUCUACUGUCUGAACUGUGAAGUGCCCACCUGCUCUCUGUGCAAGGUCUUCGGGGCACACAAGGAUUGCCAGGUGGCUCCCCUAACUCACGUGUUCCAGAGGCAGAAGUCUGAGCUCAGUGAUGGCAUUGCUGUCCUUGUGGGAAGCAAUGAUCGCGUCCAGGGAGUAAUCAGCCAGCUGGAGGACACCUGUAAAACUAUUGAGGAAUGCUGCAGAAAACAGAAACAGGAACUUUGUGAGAAGUUUGAUUACCUGUAUGGUAUCCUGGAGGAGAGGAAGAAUGAAAUGACCCAAGUCAUUACCCGAACCCAAGAGGAGAAACUGGAACAUGUCCGUGCUCUGAUCAAAAAAUAUUCUGAUCACUUGGAAAAUGUGUCAAAGUUGGUUGAAUCAGGAAUCCAGUUCAUGGAUGAGCCAGAAAUGGCAGUGUUUCUGCAGAAUGCCAAAACCCUGUUACAAAAAAUUUCUGAGGCAUCGAAGGCAUUUCAGAUGGAGAAAAUAGAACAUGGUUAUGAGAACAUGAACCACUUCACAGUCAACCUCAAUAGAGAAGAAAAAAUAAUACGCGAAAUUGACUUUUACAGAGAAGGAGAAGGAGAUGGAGAUGGAGAUGGAGGAGAAGGAGAAGCAGAAGAAGGAGGAGAAGAAGGAGAGCAAAUAGAAGUGGAAGAGGUAGAAAAUGUUCGGACAGAGUCCUCAGGAGAGAAUGAAAGUCCAGAGAAAGCCUCGGAGCCCUCUCCACUGGCCUCAGAGCUCCAGGCCGCCUUGGGGGCGUCUCCGGGCCCCUCUCCAGAGUCCCCUCCAGGCCUCCCACCUGCUGCAGACGCUCCAGUGAUGCAGGGGGAGGUUGUGCCCACUGGCUCUCAGCAGACCACAGAGUCUGAAACUCCAGUCCCUGCAGCAACGGACACUGCGGAUCCCUUGUUUUACCCUAGUUGGUAUAAAGGCCAAACCCGGAAAGCCACCACCAACCCACCUUCCACCCCAGGGACCGAAAGUCUGGGACACAUAGGGCCUCCUGGUUCUGAGGAUUCGAAUGUGCAGAAGGCAGAAGUGGCAGAAGCUGCAGCCAGUGAGAGGGCAGCAGUGAGUGGUAAGGAAACUAGUUCACCUGCAGCUACUUCUCAGACUGGAUCUGAGGACCCUCCCCUCCAGGUACAGGCUACAGCUUCGGGGAGUGGGAAUGGAGCUGAUUCUGAGCCAGCUCGCCACGUCUUCUCCUUUUCCUGGUUGAACUCCCUGAAUGAAUGAUGUGCAUUCCAACAGUUGCCCUCUGUCUGCCUGGCUGAGAUGGACACCAGCAGCAGGGAACCUAGAUGCAAUUAAUAUGAUGCAGGUGAUGAAAGGGACCUCUGAACAGGUUUUCUGCAAAAAACCAAACCAAACCAAAACAAAAACCCCUUUAAUUCCAGAUGACGUUCCAGAGGGAAAACAAUUUUGAAAAGCAUAGUUGCUUGAAAACAAUGGAAAAAAGAAACUUGAUCCUAUGCAAAUCCUUUAUUGUGUGGGAAACAUUAUAAAGAGUAUGUAGGUGUGAUACGUGUACAUGUGUUCGUAACAAGUGGCAAGUGUUGAAAAAGUGUACACCACACUCUUGUCUCUAAUAGGCACUGGCUUUUGUUAUUAUAUCAUAGUAGCUCUUAUUCUUUCUUCUUUAACAAUGCAGUUGGUCAGUGAAAUUCAGUGUUAAUUCAGAAGUGACUGAUUUAUCAAUAUAUGGACAACAGGUAAAUCAUUGACCAAAGAUGAAACACUUUACAAAGGUUUCCUCUUUUCCAUAACAGAUGUCACUCAUAUAUCCAGAAAUGGUCUUUAACUCUGGUGAUACUUCCAUAGUCCAGAAGGCUGAAGGCUUGGGACAUUGCUUGUGACAUUUUUCUAAUCUUAGUUAGAUGUGCAGAAUAUCAAGCACUUAAUUUGAAAAGAGAAUUUCCAACAGGAAAUCUCUACUUUCUUAUGUCUCCAGUGAGGCUCCAACCUGGUGAAUUAUAGAAUAGCUGCAUGUGUUUAAAUAUAUAUACACAAAUAUAAUCCAUAUAUAAAAUACAUAUAUAUUUAAAUCAUGUGUUAUUUGUCCCACCAAAAUGCCUCUUUCGAAACUUAAGUAUAACUUUAUUCUGUAUGAACUCUAAAAUAAAUGCUGUUUUUAACAACUUAGUUUUAUAAUGACUUAUUCAGUGUUUCAUGUUAUCUUAUUAAUACAUUAGUCAAGCGCAUUGAAGGGGUCCCAAGGGAAGAAGCAUCUUCAGACAUCCAAAUUAAUUUAAAGUAUUAAACAUUCAACUGAAUUUCUGUAAGUUGUAACUCAACUACCAAAGAUAAAUACAUUACUAAACUAACUGGAUGUGCCUGUUCCAUUUUAGAAAUGCAUAGAGAUAACUUAUAUUCUUUAGAAUUAAACUGACUAGGAUUGGUAUAGA